UUAUAACCCAGAGUUAUGUAUUUUGCAUCGAAAGACCUGUAUCUAUGAUCUAGCCCAUUUUUUUAUAUGCGCAAGUAGCUUAUUUUGGGGAGUGUAUACUUAUUAAUGGUGGGCGGUGUAUAAGUAUUUUCUUUAAUUCGUUUUUGUAAGAUUUUUUCUUUUUGAAUUUUUGUUUUAAUUAUUAUUUUUGUAUAUGAAAUAUAUUAUUGAAAAUGAAAGUAGAAUAAUACUGUACAUCUAGAGCUGUAUCCUGCUCUGACCUCGUUAGUAAGACAACGCCACGGCUCAUUACACAUCACCUGUACAAAACAUUGCGGUAAAUCUAUUGUGUGUAAGAGUUGGAGCCGCGAUAAGAACAAUAUCGUGGUCAAAACUUAUCAUCCACCGCUAACACGGAAUACAGUAGAUCUAGUUCAUCUUUAUCAAUAUUGAAAUUUCGACCUGGGGACUUCUUCAGCAUGUUCGGAUGUGUGCGGUAAGAUGUCAAUUAUCGCAUAACAGCUGUUAGAUAUAUUUACGUUAACAGAUAUAGUGUGCAGUGAAUCAAGUCCGACUAUACGAUAGGCCCGUGAUGGUUAAGUGAUAUAUUGAGUGUGUUUAACCUUAAACUUCCUCCUAAAAUUGCGUAGUUGCUGUUGUAAGAGGCCGCAUACCACACUUGUGACAGCUGACGAGUGUGUGAGAGACGGAAUUCCAACACAUGUACUGACUCCGACACCAAACGCUUGUCUAACUGUCCUCAUCAAAGUCUGGAAUUUCUCACACUACCUAGUACGUAUAACCGGAUGUGACGUCACGAUGGAUUUCCUUCCGGAAUAUGUUCCCUCUGACGUCGAUUCAACGUCAGGGUUUCCUACUCUCCACUUGUCGUACAUCAUGGAGAUUCUUAUCCCGCGAAGAUUUGUCGGGAAAGAGAGAAUUCGGGACCAAGUUCAAAAAGUAUUCAACGGAAUGACAUCUAUAAAAAUGGAUAACCUAAAAGUAGUCCCGGUUGGAAGCAAAGCGGAGGGUUACAACAUUCCAGAUGCAGUAUUCUCUACUAAAGGGAGUAUCGAGUUUUUAUCCGACGUGGAUAUCAUUUUAACAAACGACAAAAUCUUGGUCUGUGAAGACCAGGUGAAAGUGACGGAUGAUAAGUACAUGAUGCUUCUCGAUACAAGAAACGUUCACCCUGGAUACGGCAAACUUCAACUCAUUAAGAAACCCAAAAUGGACCAUUUUGCGGUAGUCCAUGACGCAGACACCAAUGCGUACUUUAUGAGUGGUACAGAGUAUCAGAAGGAAUUUCUAAAUAAGAUACUGACGGAUUCAGAGUCAGAGCUUGAGAGACAAAUGUACGAACUGCACGGACCUGCUCUCCAAUACCAAGACACACAGCCGUUCACGUACGAUAGACGCCAUCAGAAAAUCAUCAACCCCUUUGAUCACAUACAGGGCUUUCGAUGUGAUGACUGGCCACGUGUGGCCGAUGAGUGGAAGACUCGACAACGAGCCAAUGGUUGGCUUAGUGAGGACCUUAUUAACAGUAUCGUUUCUAAGGGUUGCUACUUGGUCCCGGUGCCCCACAAACAGAGCGAGAACCCGGAUGUUGAAUGGCGGAUUUCGUUUGCCGAAGUCGAGCAAAUGGUGGCCGAAUUUGCAGUCACAAAUGCGCAACGACAGUGCUUUAUAUUCGCCAAAUUGUUAAGACACCAAAUACAAGAGGCGACCUCACAGAAAUUCCUGUCUUCGUACUGUCUUAAGAAUGUAUUCCUCUUCUGCUGCGAGAGACUUCCUGUCAGUGCUUGGGAUGAAAAUCCAGGAUCCUGUCUUCUCUAUUUGUUGGAUUGUGUUGGAAUUUGUUUACACCAGCGUGUCCUGCCUAAUUAUUUCAUUCCAGAAAACGAUCUCCUAGAUCUUUUUACAGAAGGCGACAUAAACACAUCAAUUACGUUGCUGGAUUUGAUGAGAAGAGACAUAAUAACACCAGUGUUAACUUUUACUGACACUCAUGUUUUGGUUUUUGAAGGGAAUGGCUGUUUGACAACUAGAGUGAUUUUCAGAUCUGUUGUGGAAUCGGUGUUGGAAGAUGUCCCUAUAUAUACCAAGACGAGGAAUGCAAUAGCAUCUUUGACUGGCCCCUUUUUGAGAACGCAAUGCGACAUAGCUGUGAUCAGACUGAGAGAAAAGUUAUCUCCUUUUCAAUAUCACAAAGACUUCAUGGAUUAUUUCUUGAGCACGCACCUGCAGAAUGUUCAUAUCAUUGAUUUGUUUAAUCUGAUAGGCAUGAAUCUAGGCGAUACGGAGGUAACACUGGAAUAUUUCGAGUCGCUUCUACAAAUCCAGCACUUGUAUCCAGAUGUGGUAAAACUGAAAGGAAAUUUAGCGUGCACAUACUUUACUGCGUCACAAUGUCUGCGCUCCAAUUCCAGCGAACACCUCUCCAGAGCGGAGGAACUCUUCAGAGAAGUCCUUGCCUCCGAAGGUGUGCAUUUUCCAACCACCAUAGAUUUUGCUAAUUACCUCUGUCAUGUUCAAAAUUGGCGGGAAGCUGCAUUGCUUCUGGAACAGUUCAUUCAAUAUGAAGAGAAGUGCCACAAAUACAGCAACAGCUACAAUAUUAUGGAAAGUGCCACCCUAGACAAGAUGUUACAGAGGGAAUUCUCUCACACAAAUCUUCUCCAGGUGUCCUCCUUAACCUUAGCUUAUUACUACUUGAUCAAAUGUCGCACCAACAUGCAGUUGUCAUUUUCAGAUAUCCUUGAUGAAUUUGCAGAUCGAUGUACCAGUUUUCAAGUUGGGAUCGACUUUCAGUUGCUAGGAUACUGCUAUAUCAACUGUGCAGACUAUAAGAAAGCUCUGAAUGUUUUUAUCAAAACUACAGAGCUGGAUCCGCACAAUGUUGUUGCUGCCGAAAAUAUAGCAUUUUGCCAACAAAAACUUGUAUACGAAAAAAUUCAACAUCGCAGUAGACAGCAUCAGAAAUUGUUCAAGUGGUUUCUUUUUGUGCUGAAAAUUUCUGGAAUAGUUGCUCGAGAUCAUAUGAUAUAAUUAAAAAUAUUCUAACUUUU
Messenger RNA from Ostrea edulis (European flat oyster), 3050 nucleotides. RefSeq lists its product as uncharacterized. The coding region runs from base 799 to 3030 and encodes 743 amino acids. Lineage: Eukaryota; Metazoa; Mollusca; Bivalvia; Ostreida; Ostreidae. Gene Ontology annotation, molecular function: protein binding. The transcript is spliced from 2 exons. The record is from RefSeq and is a predicted model, not a curated record.